AUGUUUAAUCCGCAUAAUAAGUCUUUUCUUCUAAAGAAAUCAGUGAAGACGGCGUGGUGUGCCGCUCACGUGCAAAAUCUCCUCGAGAAGAGUCAAUACAUUGCCACAAACAUCCCCAAAACAGUUGGUUCUUUUGACUUUUCAAAUGUAAUUGUGUUUGCAGAUCAUAUACUGUUACAUGAGGUACCAAUGUCCAUAAGAAUGUCAGGUCACAUUCUAAUUGGAGUUGUACGAAUAUAUUCAAAGAAACUCGAUUAUCUUUCUCAUGAUUAUAAUCUCCUUAGAAGUUUGGUAGCUAAACCAGAGGAUUUGAGACAGGCACAGUUUCAUUUAAUAACUUUGCCUCAAACACUAAAUUUGGACGAGCUCGACUUGGAGGAUGACGAUACACUUUACAUGGAAUUCGAAACUCAUAUCGGGAGUGAGGAAGAUAUCACUCUCUCUGAUCAAAUUCCUACAGGCAUUGAUCCUUAUGUUACUAUAACAUUCGACGACGAGGAUAUCAUUCCAGAAUCUAUCCCGAUGGAUAUCGAGAUUGAGAAAAGGCGUGAUGCUGCACGCGAUUUAAGCCCUGCGUCUCAUUCACCAUUUGCUGCACAACAACAGAAUGUCAGAGUUGGAUCCUUACAUGAAAGUUUGAAUGAUAAGGAAGCCACUAUUCAUAAUAUUGAUGAAGAAGUGUUAAAUUCUAGAGGGCAUUCCAUGUUUGAGUUUCGCUUAAGAUCUCCAAGUUUUGCUGGUUCUGAGGAAGAACGUGCAGAUUUUGUGCAUCCAUCACCUGAACUGGUUCUGCAGCCAAGUACUCCUCCUCCCACACCACAAACAAGGCCAAGAAAGAGGAAGCACUAUGAUAAGACCUAUGUCUUAUUAAGUCACAAGAUCCUGAGAAAAAGGCUUGAGGAUCCUAGUAAGACUGUUCGUAAGAGAAAGAAGUUGCCUUCAUCUAAACUAGGUUUUUGGAGACUUGAUAACCAGUCAAAGAAGGAUCAACUUUUCAAUGAGCCCUUGUUUACUGGUUUAUCUGCAGGCUUCUCAAAUGUUUUACGCAGUGUCUUUGAAAAGGACUAUGUAGCUUCAAAACCAUAUCUUGCUGUUCCUGAUGAAACUAUUCCAGAACCUGCAUCAUCUCCAACUCGAGAAGCUGAAACAGAAAUUAACCCGGCCUCUCCAGUUCCUGAUUCUACUAAUCGAGACAGUACAGUUCAGCGGCCUCCACAACAGGAAACUGAAGAUGUCCAAGGCGUUGCAGGUCCUCAAUCCGCGCGUGCAGAGUCUGUAGCAGCAGAAGCACAAUCUCCUCAGCCAUCUAACAAUGACGACAUAGAAAUCGAACAUUUCAGGGAUGGUGGUUUCCAUGAUUACAUGCCGUCACCACCUCCACGAUCCUCACCUUUUAGAACCAAUGACUUCACCACUCAGCCUAACACUUGGGAGACAGAAUCUUUCAGAACAGAGACUUCAACUUCCACAAAUCCAGAGAAUCUACCUGGACUAAACAUCCCUGAGUACAUGCCAUCACCACCUUUAAGAUCUUCGCCUUUUAGAACCAACGACUUCACCACUCAGCCUGAAUCAUUGGAGACAGGAUUUUACAGAACAGAGCCUUCAACUUCGACAAUUCCUGAGUCCUCCUCACCUGGACUAAAAACCCCGGGGCUUCCAACUAUUUCUGAAAGGAUGGACGAGGAACUUUAUUUCCUUGAGGACGGUGGCAAUAGCCAGGUAAGAUCACCAGCUACUCAAUAUUCUGAUGCUUUGCCAGGGAGGACAAGAACCGUGGCUCAGUAUCUUAAAGAACGUUGUUCAAGUAGUCUCACUUCAAGCCAUGCUUCUGGAGAUCUAAGUUUGAACAAGAUCUUGGAAGGAAAGACAAGGAAAAUAGCUGCUCGAAUGUUCUACGAGACACUGGUAUUGAAGUCUAGAGGACUUAUAGAUAUGAAACAAGACCAACCCUAUAGCGAUAUCUCUCUGAAGUUGAUGCCUGCCCUUUUCUCAAAGACUCAACUCUGAAUAAACAAUGCUCACUAUAUCCUGUGUAUACAGUAUACUAACGUUUAUGCUUGCUAGACAAGGAAGUAGUCAUUCUUAAUUUAUUGCCUACUUAACAGUUUUAUUCAAGAGAUUAACCUAACCAAGAGUUCAAUAAUCCCACGAAAGAGGAAAUUUCAAACCCACUAAUGAACUUACUCUCUAAGCUUCAAUAUCUAAAAUAGUAACUCGAAACCUUGCUCCCCAAAUAUUCUCCUCCUUAAAAAACGCACACAUUUAUUU
Arabidopsis lyrata subsp. lyrata is the source of this 2271-nucleotide messenger RNA. Its product is annotated as sister chromatid cohesion 1 protein 3. Gene Ontology annotation, molecular function: protein binding; chromatin binding. Gene Ontology annotation, biological process: mitotic sister chromatid cohesion; synaptonemal complex assembly; replication-born double-strand break repair via sister chromatid exchange. The transcript has 11 exons. The record is from RefSeq and is a predicted model, not a curated record. Gene Ontology annotation, cellular component: synaptonemal complex; cohesin complex. NCBI's taxonomy places the organism in Eukaryota, Viridiplantae, Streptophyta, Magnoliopsida, Brassicales, Brassicaceae. The coding region runs from base 1 to 2010 and encodes 669 amino acids.